UAGGGCAGUAUCUCUUAAUGAUGUUCUAACAAAGUCUUGUGAAGAGGCAGAGCUAGUGGCAACAAAAGUCUGCAAUUAAGGCUGAGUAUGUUGCCUGAAAUACAAGAUAAUUGUCCAGGCAAGAUCGUUGGAAUGGAUUCAGAGCCUGUAGUUGCCAAUGCUCUCUCUAGGUGUUUGGCACAUCCAGCAGAGAGGAGAACUCCUCAGGAAUGUGUUUAUUCCAUGGUAUGGCCCACUGUACAGCUAAGCCUUAGAGCUGAAUGUUUUGUUCUGCGAAGUUUCAUGGCCUCAUCUGGUUUGUGUUUUUUGUUUUUUUUUCAUCUUCCCCUUCUUACAGGCUCUUAGUCUGGUGUAAAGCUGAUGGGUGGGAGCAAAGGUAAAGAAUGAUGUAAUGCAGCAGCAGCCAGAAAGCAUCUUUUGUGUGAAUUGUGAAAUGGCUACUCCGUAGUCAUCUCCCAAUGAAUCAGACGUGAGGGGCCGCUUUGUGGAGCCAACCCUUUGUACAUCAACUGGAAGCAGGAGGAGACAUUCAGUCCAAGAGCUCUUUCUGAAAAUGGAUUUAACUUUUCUUUUGCCAGUCACUACCAGCAUGACCUCAUACACUUCUAGUACAAUGGUGUGGCUAAGCCUUUGAGUACACAGCCAUUACAUCAUCGCAGCAAAUUAGAGAGGGAGGUGGGGAGAGAAGCCUUGUUGUUGUCAUGGCUGAUGAGAUGAUCAGGACCCAAGUCAUUGUCGCUGAGAAGCUGGUGGCUUUGCUGGAGAGUGGGACAGAGAGGUUGCUGCUGAUUGAUAGCCGCCCCUUUGUGGAAUACAACACCUCCCACAUCCUGGAUGCCAUCAACAUCAACUGCUCCAAGCUCAUGAAGCGCAGGCUGCAGCAGGACAAAGUUUUGAUCACAGAGCUUAUUCAGCAUUCAGCAAAACACAAGAUUGAAAUUGAUUGCAAGCAGGAAGUGGUGGUGUAUGACCAAAGCUCUAAAGAUGUGACCUCUCUCUCAUCUGACUGCUUUCUUACUGUGCUCCUGGGCAAACUGGAGAAGAAUUUCAGCUCUGUGUAUCUGCUUUCAGGUGGAUUUGCUGAGUUCUCCAGCUCUUUCCCUGGUCUCUGUGAAGGAAAAUCCACACUCAUCCCUACUUGCAUUUCUCAACCCUGCCUACCUGUUUCCAACACUGGCCCAACUAGAAUCCUGCCUCAUCUCUACCUUGGGUGUCAGCGAGAUGUCCUCAACAAGGAGCUGAUGCAGCAGAACGACAUUGGCUACGUCCUGAAUGCCAGCAAUACUUGUCCAAAGCCUGAUUUUAUUCCAGAAUCCCAUUUCCUCAGAGUGCCUGUGAAUGACAGCUUUUGUGAGAAAAUUUUGCCUUGGUUGGAUAAAUCAGUUGAUUUUAUAGAAAAAGCAAAAGCAUCCAAUGGCCAUGUGCUGGUGCACUGUUUAGCUGGGAUAUCUCGUUCUGCCACAAUUGCCAUUGCAUACAUCAUGAAAAGAAUGGAUAUGUCCUUGGAUGAAGCUUACAGAUUUGUGAAAGAAAAGCGACCAACCAUUUCUCCCAACUUCAACUUCCUGGGCCAGCUUUUGGACUUCGAGAAGAAGAUCAAGAACCAGAGCGCUCAGCCCGGCCCCAUCAGCAAGCUGAAGCUGCUGCACUUGGAGAAGAGCAGCGAGCAGGUGCAGGCGCCGGAGGGGGGCCCGAGCAGCCUCUGCAGCAGCCAGCUCUGCCUCUGCAGCGCCUCGGAGCUGCGGGAGCCCAAGGCCACCGACGGCGGCACCGCUGCCCGCGGGCACCCGGCCCCGCUGGAGGACGGCCAGCUGCUGCAGGGCAUCAACGGGCUGCACGUCUCCCUGCAGGACAAGGUGGAAGACAGCAACCGGCUGAAGCGCUCCUUUUCUUUGGAUAUCAAAUCCGUGUCCUACUCGGCGAGCAGCAGCUGCGUGACCGCAUCGGUGCAGGGCUUCGCCUCCUCCGAGGACACGCUGGAGUACUACAAACACGCGGCCGCCCUGGAGGGCAGCGGCAAGCUGUGUCAGUUCUCCCCCGUGCAGGAGGUGUCGGAGCAGAGCCCGGAGAGCAGCCCCGACAAGGAGGAGGCGGCCCGGCCGCAGGAGGCGGCGGGCCCGUGGCCGCUGGACAGCCCGGCCUCACGGCCGCACGCGGGUCGCGCCGGCGGCAGCGCGGCCGCGCCUCGGCCCCUCCUGUACCCCCUGCACCGCAGCGGCAGCGUGGAGGACACCUGCAGAACGGGCUUCGUGUUCGGGCUCUCCACCAGCCAGCAGCACCUGGCCAAGUCCGCCGCGGGGCUGGGCCUCAAAGGCUGGCACUCGGACAUCCUGGCCCCGCAGCCCUCGUCCCUCACCAACAGCUGGUAUUUCACCGCCGAGUCCUCGCAUUUCUACUCGGCCUCGGCGGUGUUCGGGGGCGGCGCGGCCUUCCCCGCCUACAGCUGCAGCCAGCUGCCCUCGGGCUGCGAGCAGCCCAGCGCCGUGCGCCGCCGGCCCCGCCAGGCCGACCGCGGCGACUCGCGGCGCAGCUGGCACGAGGAGAGCUCCUUCGAGAAGCAGUUCAAGCGCAGGAGCUGCCAGAUGGAGUUCGGGGAGAGCAUCCUGUCGGACAACAGAUCCAGAGAGGAACUGGGCAAAGUAGGCAGUCAGUCAAGUUUUUCGGGCAGCAUGGAAAUCAUUGAGGUGUCCUGA
This is a messenger RNA of Cinclus cinclus, 2693 nucleotides long. It is a transcript of the gene DUSP16, whose product is annotated as dual specificity phosphatase 16. The transcript is spliced from 6 exons. The record is from RefSeq and is a predicted model, not a curated record. Gene Ontology annotation, molecular function: MAP kinase tyrosine/serine/threonine phosphatase activity; protein tyrosine/threonine phosphatase activity. Gene Ontology annotation, biological process: negative regulation of MAPK cascade; protein dephosphorylation. Bases 702 to 2693 code for a protein of 663 amino acids. Gene Ontology annotation, cellular component: nucleus; cytoplasm. NCBI's taxonomy places the organism in Eukaryota, Metazoa, Chordata, Aves, Passeriformes, Cinclidae.